Molecule: messenger RNA, 3093 nt
Organism: Scatophagus argus
Lineage: Eukaryota; Metazoa; Chordata; Actinopteri; Scatophagidae
Product: tetraspanin-5
Exons: 10
Coding region: 529-1347 (272 amino acids)
Biological process (GO): protein localization to plasma membrane; regulation of vascular endothelial growth factor signaling pathway; protein maturation
Cellular component (GO): membrane
Source: RefSeq, a predicted model, not a curated record
GCAGCAUUUUCCAUUAGAAGACAAAGUAAUCACUUAGUGAUGAAUAAAUGAAGUCCUAAGUGAUUAAAUAUUAUGGUAUGAAGGGCUGUGACGCGCUCUGCUGGAGGAAGUCCCGCCUCCUGCGCUCACUAAAGAUCCUGAUUGGUCCACACGCACAUGGCAGUCAAAUAACAGCCAUGUCUAGAUUAUGGGUCAGAUAGAAGAGCGUCGGCUUUAAUCCGGUUGAUUUCUGUGGAUUUAUUUUACCGUUACACCUUUGGAGGUUCACAUCUGGAAUCACCUGAUAUUUUUUCUGACGGUGUCAAACGAAACGCUCCUCUGCGGCUCCUCCUGCGGCUUUUGUCAGCGGAAAUGCAGGGUGAUGUUCAUAAUUAAACGCUGAAACAACUGACGGCGCGUUUGUCGAGCCUUGGAAAAAUAAAAAAAGGUGUUUCCACAACCAACGGUGUCAAAUUUAAGAGGACCAUAGAUGUGAUUACUUUCCUCAAGGCUACGGGUGUUGGCGUGUCAAGACAAAAAUCCAUCCAAAUGAUGUCAGGAAAGCAUUUCAAAGCUCACGAAGUGAGCUGCUGUAUCAAGUAUUUCAUUUUCGGAUUCAACAUAAUAUUCUGGUUCCUUGGAAUUGCAUUCCUCGGCAUUGGAUUGUGGGCAUGGAGCGAAAAGGGUGUCCUCUCCAACAUCUCGUCCAUCACAGACCUCGGGGGUUUUGAUCCGGUCUGGCUCUUUUUGGUGGUGGGUGGGGUGAUGUUCAUCCUCGGAUUUGCGGGUUGCAUCGGAGCUCUGCGAGAAAACUCUUUCUUGCUCAAAUUUUUCUCCGUGUUCCUGGGUAUCAUCUUCUUCCUGGAGCUGACUGCAGGAGUCCUGGCUUUUGUCUUCAAAGACUGGAUCAAGGACCAGCUCAACUUUUUCAUUAACAACAACAUUCGGGCCUACAGAGACGACAUUGAUCUGCAGAACCUGAUAGACUUCACCCAGGAAUAUUGGGAAUGCUGUGGAGCUUUUGGAGCUGACGACUGGAAUUUGAACAUCUACUUCAACUGCACUGAUUCCAACCCGAGUCGUGAGAAAUGUGGCGUGCCCUUUUCCUGCUGCACCAAAGAUCCAGCGGAGGAUGUCAUCAAUACUCAGUGUGGCUACGACAUCCGAGCAAAAACGGACUCUGAGCAGCGGACCUUCAUUUAUAUCAAAGGUUGCGUUCCUCAGUUUGAGAAGUGGCUUCAAGACAACCUGACAGUGGUGGCAGGCAUCUUUAUUGGGAUUGCAUUACUACAGAUUUUUGGCAUCUGUUUAGCACAAAAUCUGGUGAGCGACAUUGAAGCCGUGAGAGAGAGUUGUUUGUUUACCUAAGACCUCUAAAUUUGAAGCUCCAAAAGCAAGAAGGAUGUACCAGGACUCUGCAGUUUGGACGCCAGCCAUGAAGCGAUAUAAAUUAAUUAGCUCAUGUGUCCAGAACCAAGAGUCUCAUUCAUAUGUAAAUAGUAAAUUUGAAAUUAUUUUUAGAGUUAUUUGUGGCCAUACUUUUGAAUGUAACACAACCUCUAAAAUGUACUGUAGCUCUCAUCCAGUACAAGCUAAACAAAUGCAAUGCAAAUUCUCUACAGUAUGAACAGCUGUGGUGGCAAAGUCCCAGUUCGGAUAACUUAGAGGUGGUCGUAGCUUUUAGCCAGGACAGAGGCAGAGUUGAUGUUUUAUCAGAGGUAGUGCUUCAUUCAGAAAAGAGCCUUGGUUUUAUAUGUCUCACCACUGCAGUAUUUAACACUGCAUGUAAGGGUCGUGUACAAAGAUAAAAGUGAUUCUGGAAAUGCACUGCAUGCCUGUUGUCUACUGGUAGGACAUUGGCACUACUAAAUGUAUUUCAUUUACGUUAAGUAUUUUAAAAUACUUGUAGAAUAGUCACUAGUUUAGAGUGGAUUGGCUGGUUAGCACUUUGUUGAAUGUUUAAUGGAAUCUACUUAAAGCUUUGGCGAAUUAACUUUAGUUUUACUUACAUCUGUGACAUCAAGCUUGUAUUAAACAGACACAUGCAGUUUGUAAGCAGAGUUUUGUGGGGCUGGGGUCGAUAUAGUGACAAGUAGUAUCAUGAGGGGAUAUAAUGGGUGUUUGUAGUAAAUAUACCGAAGCAAGGCAGGAGAUGGGGCAUCUGAAUCUAAAAACUCAACCUUAAGCACUUUAACCUUCAUGUAAGAGUGGUGAAUCUCAUUGGAGUUCUUCCCAUGACUGUUAAUUUAGUCAAGCAGCAGCCACUGGAGGGGGCACUUUUCCUUCAAAACCUCACCAACCGCAUCUGUAACUUCAUGAUGCUGAAACAUGUCAGAUAAUUUGUACAAAAGCAGCUUGACUGAAAGUGUGUUUCAGCACAUUGUAAAUAAGGUGCUGUUCUUUGCACAUAAUCUUAUUUUACUGUCAGUGUUCAUUCAUUCAUUUCCUCCUUUUUUUUUUUAAGUGUUGCCAAUGUGUUCCUUCGUUGAAAUCUGCCUAUUUGAUGAGUUAGAUUUGUUGGUUGUGGGUUUUUUUUCUGUUUUGAUGUGGAAAGUUAGGAAACAAGCUAUUUCCAAGGCUCAUGAUGAAGGCAUGCUGGUCCCUGACUGAACGUAGAAAGGAUUUAUAGCCUGCAUACACACAUUACUUGAAAGCAGACCACACAGGCUCGCUCACCAGCAUUUUUUGAAAUGCAAACUUUGAAAUCCAGAUGCAAAGAAUAGAACAGCAGAGAAUUUUGUGUAAUAACCUUUAAUAGAGCUGCAUAGCAUGAAAGUAAAAACAGCCAUUUUAUGUUUACAUGAAACAGAGAACUCGUGUGCAGCCUUCAUGAGCUGAACUUCCUCACACGAAAAUAUUUUAAAAAUGUGGAGUCAGAUGCAAUACAGGAGGAAGAAGUCAAGUAUUCUUUUUUUUCCCCACUAAAGGUGCAUAUGAUUGUUGUUGACUGAUCACACUUUUUCUUACCACUCAGUGCCAUAUUUGCGAUUUCUACUUCUACAUACCCCUGACUUUAAGAUUACCUUUGUUUCAUGUGUGCUCCUGAUUCCUUGUAAAUAACUGGAUCGUGACAAGUUGUAAAUAUAUAUCUAAAUAAAUGUGGUUCUUUGUAAA